Acipenser ruthenus (sterlet) is the source of this 2295-nucleotide messenger RNA. Its product is annotated as endonuclease/exonuclease/phosphatase family domain-containing protein 1-like. Gene Ontology annotation, molecular function: DNA binding. The record is from RefSeq and is a predicted model, not a curated record. Gene Ontology annotation, biological process: DNA repair. The coding region runs from base 161 to 1714 and encodes 517 amino acids. Gene Ontology annotation, cellular component: plasma membrane. The transcript has 8 exons. NCBI's taxonomy places the organism in Eukaryota, Metazoa, Chordata, Actinopteri, Acipenseriformes, Acipenseridae.
UGGCACUCCAAGGAAACUUUGCCCCAGGGAGAUACGACUCCACAGUGUCCAUGCACUUUCAGAUAUGUGAUUCAUUUUCAUGGCUGGCUUUAAAAAAAACAUGCUAAAAAGAUUUUUUUCAUUUUGAAGAACUUCAGAAGCUUAUAUAGACAGGGCACCAAUGGGACAAUCCCUGAGCUGCUACAAUCCUGGAAGCAAGACAUCUCAGCGGCCACUGAAGAACAAGCACCAGCUGAGUGCAGCAUGUAACUUUGCAGAGCUUCUCGGGCCGGGUCGUGUGGACCUGAACCGGGCCUCAGAGGAAGAGCUGAUGACCCUGCGUGGGGUGGGUCGCACCCUGGCCCGGGACAUUGUGGCUUACCGGACCCGGAUCGGGGGCUUCCGCAAGGUGGAGGACCUGGCACUGGUCACUGGGAUGGGCGCCACCAGGAUGGCGCAAAUGAAAUCCGAGGUGUUUGUUGGGGAGUCAGGGUCGGCCCCUAACCUGUUCAGCUUGGACCUCCUCUCCUCCACUAGAGUAGACAUCAACAGGGCCUCACUGGGACAAAUCCAGGGGCUGGCUGGGGUUACUGAGGAGGUUGCCCAGGGGAUCCUGUUCCACCGGACCACGCAAGGGCCUUUCAGGAGGGCUGCGGAGCUUGGCAACAUCAAGGGGGUCGACCCCGCCCUACUCGCCCGCCUUCUACCCCAAAUUACUGUGGGGCUCCCCAGGCCUGCCUCCACUUACCCAGACUUGUGGAGAGAGGGGCUGGGCAGGCCCAAUGCAGCUGCCUCCUUUCACAGCCUCCGGGAGGUGGAUAUGGGGCUCCCCCCGGGCUGGGUAGUCCCCGUGCGUCCUCUCUCCCAGCCCUUCUCUGGGGUGCACAAUGGCAGGCCAGUGUUGCGGGUGGCCAGCUGGAACCUGAGAGAGUUCAGCACAGAGAAAGCCCAGAACCCUGGGGUGCGGGAGGUGAUAUGCAGGACACUGCUGGAGAACGGGAUCCAGCUGCUGGCUGUGCAAGAGGUUUUACAGGAAGAAGCUCUUGAGAAGGUUUGUCUGGAGCUGGAGAAGCCCAGCACUGCAGGUGUACGCAAGUGGCCGGGAGACAGGGGGACCUGGCGUUACGUUCUGAUAGACGCUCCCCAGGGACAAGAGACUCAGGAAGUAGAAAGGGUGGCCUUCCUAUGGGACUGCAGUUCUGGGUUAGAGUUGCUCCAAGCCGUCACCGUGGAGACCCAAAAAGAAGGAGUGAGUGGGCCGCACAGCCAGCCACUGCUGGGGAGCUUCAAGAUGGGAGAUCUAGAAUUCAGCCUCAUCAACCUGCACCUGAGGCCUGACUCCCCGGCCAGAACUGGACAGCCUGCAGAAGCCUCUCUGGACCUGCUGAAACUGGAACCUCUGAAGCCCUUCCUUCAAGAUUUGUUUGAGAAGGCGCUGCUGACUUUGGGUCACUUGGGUCUGAGCCCGGACGCCAGUGAGUUUGCUGUGCUGAGGGAAAAACAGCUGGAGCCCCUGGUCUCUGCCGACUGUUCCACCGAGCUGACGGGAAAUGGUGGGGAGGGGGAAGGUUCACUGCAAAACAUCUGGGCCAGUCACACAGCACAGGACUCUUACACAGGUCGCUGGGGGGUGAUACGAUUGGGUCUGAGCAGUCCCUGGAUCCCUGACGGAUGGUCCUGGGGAGGCAUAGUGUCCACUCACUGCCCAGUGUGGGUGGAGCUUUAUAUGAAGUAGCCAAUCGACAUCACUGUUGCUGACCACUCUAAUGUCACAGUAACUUUUGACUUGCCCAAUAUGGGCGGAAAGCAGAAAACUUGUCAAAUGGCAAAAACUUUGCUCAGGAGACUUUUGUUUCAAUUGCUUUUUCUGUGGGAAUUCUUCUAUAAUCUGGUCUAUAGCGGGUGGUUUUCUUUUUUUUGUUUGUUUUAUUUCAGAAUUAUUGUUAAUUCAUACCAACGUAACUGACCAGAUCCAAACCGAUUACGGCUGAUGGAAAGCAGGAAUGAGUAACAGAAUUUUAUGUGCCUGCAUAGAAUUAUUAAAAAAAAAUUAUGAGAGGAGAAUGAUAUGGUAACACUAUUAAAGUAAACAGCAUGUAGUAAGAUCCGUCCACUGUUGACGACCCUCAUGAUCUCUUGCAAGUAUUUAUUUGGUCUGAACAGGGAAUUAUUUUGUACUUUACUUUACCCGCAGGCUGUUUAUCGGCCCAGUGUAUUAAUUCCAUUUCACUUAUGAAUAUAUCGUAAAUAUUUUUUUAAACUUUGUUGACUUGCCUUUUCUAAAUUUUCACAUUAAAAAGCAGCACACCAUUUUAA